Molecule: messenger RNA, 1660 nt
Organism: Tilletiopsis washingtonensis
Lineage: Eukaryota; Fungi; Basidiomycota; Exobasidiomycetes; Entylomatales
Product: TMS membrane protein/tumor differentially expressed protein
Exons: 5
Coding region: 36-1577 (513 amino acids)
Cellular component (GO): membrane
Source: RefSeq, a predicted model, not a curated record
ACUCCACUCCACCACCCCCGCUCCUCGGCCCAGCCAUGGGCGCACUCCUCUCGCUGCCCCUCCUGGGGCUGCCCGUCUCGCUCGCCUCGUCCGCGCUCAGCGGCCUCGCCUUCUGCUUCGCCUCGACGGCCGCCUCGUCGCUGCUCAAGUCGUGCAACUGCCAGAGCAGCAUGGCGACGCGCAUCGGCUUUGCGCUCCUCUUCUGCCUCGACGCGUGCGUCGCGUGGCUGAGCCGCAGCGGCUACGCCGUCAAGCAGGUGGAGAAGUGGAGCUACGGCUGGCUCGCCAUGGACUGCGAGGGCGACGGCGAGCGCUGCUACGGCGUGCUGGCGGUGCACCGCAUCACCUUUGCCCUCUCGCUCUUCCACUGCCUCCUCGGCCUGCUGCUGCUCGGCGUGCACGACACGCGCAACAAGCGCGCGGCGCUGCAGAACGGCUGGUGGGGCCCCAAGGUGCUCGUGUGGAUGCUGCUCGUCGUGCUCACCUUCUUCAUGCCCAACGGCUUCUUCAUGGUGUGGGCCAACUACUUUGCGCUGGCCUUCUCCUUUGUCUUCAUCCUGCUCGGCCUCGUGCUGCUCAUCGACUUUGCGCACACGUGGAGCGAGACGUGCCUGGACCGCUGGGAGGAGACGAAUGCGCCGUUCUGGAAGUACACGCUCAUCGGCUCGACGCUCGGCAUGUACAGCUUCGUGCUCGUCAUGACGGGCGUGCUCUACGGCUACUUUACCGGCACCGGCUGCGGUCUCAACACGACGUUCAUCACCAUCAACCUCUUCCUCGUGGCGUUCCUGACGGCGCUCUGCGUCUCGCCAUCAGUGCAGGAGGCCAAUCCGCGCUCGGGCCUGGCGCAGAGCAGCAUGGUGGGCGCCUACUGCACCUAUCUCAUCACCUCGGCCAUCCUGAACCACGACGACGUGGCGUGCAACCCCAUCACGCGCGGGCGUGCCGGUGGCGUCAAGAACACGACGGUGGUGCUUGGCGCCCUCUUCACCUUCCUCGCCAUUGCCUACUCGACGUCGCGCGCUGCCACGCAGAGCAAGGCGCUCGUCGGCCGCCGCCGUGCUGCCCUCGCCACCGCCGCGCCCAGCCACGGCGAGGAGCUGGCCGGCUAUGGCGCCACGGACGUCGAGGCUCCCACGACGACGCAGCCGAAGCGAAAGGAGUCGCUGCGCAUCCAGGCGCUGCAGGCCGCCGUCGAUGCCGGCUCGCUGCCGGCGUCUGCGCUCGAGGAGGCCGCGUCGGACGACGACGACGACGAGCUCGACUCGGCCAGCAUGAAGGCGGCGCGCGACGAGAACGACGACGAGCGCAACGGCACGCGCUACAACUACGCCUUCUUCCACUUCAUCUUUGCCAUCGCCGCGUGCUACGUGGCCAUGCUGCUGACCGACUGGCACAUUGUCCGCGCCCUCGGCCCCUCGCCCGACGCAGACGAGCCCGGCACGCCCAUCGUCGUCGUCGGCCGCUCGCCGGCGGCCAUGUGGAUGCGUGUCACGAGCGCCUGGCUCUGCGCGGCGCUGUACGCCUGGAGCCUCGUGGCACCCGUGCUGCUGCCGGAUCGCUUCAGCGUCGACUAGCCGUCGUGGCUCUGUGCGCUCCUCGCUGCCCGCUGUACAUAUACCUGCGCCUCUGCCUCCCCGCAAUCGGACGUUUAUCCUCG